AUGUUUGAGAUCACCCAGGACACACCUGCAGAGAGAGAAGGGAAUACGGCCUCUCACAGUGCAGAGAAGCAGCAGCCCUUAGGAGCCAGGUCAGGGAGGAGGAGUCUGCAAAGGAUACAGAAGGAACAGCCAGAGAGACAGGAGGACAACCAGGAGAGUGUGGCAUCCUGGAGGCACGAGGCAGAGCAGAGAGGAGAAGGGAGUGCUUUUAAGGCCAACAAGAAGGAAACAGAAGUCUUUGGGUAUUUGGAAGCAGAAAGUGGAGUGAACUCCCAUGAUGACACCAAACCAAAGGGGCCAGAUGAUGGGGAACACAAGCAGUGGGCCUUCUUGCGAAGGAGCCACUUCUCGACUGCAGCUAAGCGGUUCUGUAGCCUGCAGCCGUCCCUUAAGGGGGAGAGAAGAUGGACAGUUCCAUGCCUCAGUGGAAUGAGGGAGGAAGUUGUACAGAGCACGUCCUCGCACCUUGAAAGCGCUGACAUCAAACACAGAGCCAGUCUGAAGAGCGGGAUGUUUUCACAUCAGAAACCAAGUGUCGGGAUUCGGCUUUUGAACAUCAGAAGAAAUAGAAAAAAACCAGCAGCACUGAUAUCCAAGGGACAAGCGCCGAGACCAAAGAUUCUUUAUUUCAUUUUCUGAAGAAGCUGUUUCUAACUUUCCCUGUCGACCCCGCUUCCACUUUCCUCACUGUCGGUAGACAGCUCAGCUGCUGCUCCACUGAGGCAAGGCCCCAGCCUCCUUCCCUUCCCC
This is a messenger RNA of Choloepus didactylus (southern two-toed sloth), 750 nucleotides long. RefSeq lists its product as uncharacterized. The transcript has 5 exons. The record is from RefSeq and is a predicted model, not a curated record. Lineage: Eukaryota; Metazoa; Chordata; Mammalia; Pilosa; Megalonychidae. The coding region runs from base 1 to 639 and encodes 212 amino acids.